Molecule: messenger RNA, 9067 nt
Organism: Leptonychotes weddellii (Weddell seal)
Lineage: Eukaryota; Metazoa; Chordata; Mammalia; Carnivora; Phocidae
Source: RefSeq, a predicted model, not a curated record
AUGGCCAAGAAAAAGAUCCUUACGGUACGGCAGCAUGGCUUAUCACACCUUGGACAUGUGAAGGGAAGGAGUGACAAGAUGGCUGAGGUUCAACUAUGCUACCUGGAAGCACAAAGAGAUGCUGUUGAGCAGAUGUCCCUCAAGCUCUACAGUGAGCAGUACACCAGCAGCAGUAAGAGGAAAGAAGAGUUUGCCGAUAUGUCCAAAGUUCAUUCAGUGGGAGGCAAUGGGCUUCUGGACUUUGAUUCCGAAUAUCAGGAGCUCUGGGAUUGGCUGAUUGACAUGGAGUCCCUCGUGAUGGACAGCCACGACCUGAUGAUGUCAGAGGAGCAGCUGCAGCAUCUUUACAAGCGAUACAGUGUGGAAAUGUCCAUCAGGGACCUGAAAAAGACGGAGCUGCUUAGUAAGGUUGAAGCUCUGAAGAAAGGUGGCGUUUUACUACCAAAUGAUCUCCUUGAAAAAGUGGAUUCAAUUAAUGAAAAAUGGGAACUGCUUGGGAAAACCCUAGGACAGAAGAUCCAGGACACAAUGGCAGGACACAGUGGGUCUGGUCCACGUGACCUGCUCUCUCCCGAAAGCGGAAACCUGGUGAGGCAGCUGGAGGUCAGGAUCAAAGAACUGAAAGGGUGGCUGAGAGAUACAGAGCUUUUCAUCUUCAAUUCCUGCCUGAGACAAGAAAAGGAAGGAACAAUGAACGCUGAGAAACAACUGCAAUACUUUAAGUCCCUCUGUGGUGAAAUCAAGCAGCGACGUCGUGGAGUGGCCUCCGUCCUGCGAUUAUGCCAGCAUCUUCUAGAUGACCGGGAGACUUGCAAUCUGAACGCAGACCACCAGCCCAUGCAACUGAUCAUUGUAAAUCUUGAAAGAAGGUGGGAAGCCAUUGUCAUGCAGGCUGUCCAGUGGCAAACACGGCUACGAAAGAAGAUGGGAAAGGAGUCUGAGACUUUGAAUGUGAUUGAUCCUGGCUUGAUGGAUCUAAAUGGGACGAGUGAGGAUGCCCUGGAAUGGGAUGAAACUGACAUAAGUAACAAGUUAAUUAGUUUGAAUGAAGACUCAAAUGACCUUGAUCAAGAACCCCAACCUGUCAUGCCUUCCUUAAAGCUUGAAGAGAUAGGUAGGGAGGACCCCGGUUAUGAAGAAGAGGCAGGUGACCAUGCGGGAUCUCAGUAUGCCUCGAGUAUCACUGUCCCCUCCAGUCCACACAUUUACCAAGUCUACAGCCUCCACAAUGUUGAACUGUUUGAGGACAACCACAUGCCAUUUCUGAAAAACCAUCCAAAGUUCACCAGCGUGACACAGCCUAGUGUUUUAACGAAGAGUCUCAGUAAAGACUCUUCGUUUUCAUCCACCAAAUCUUUGCCGGACCUUGUAGGAGGUUCCAAUUUGGUAAAGCCUUGCCCAUGCCAUAGAGGUGACAUGAGCCAGAAUUCAGGCAGUGAGAGUGGAAUCAUGAGUGAAGGAGACACUGAAACCACUACCAACUCUGAAAUGUGCUUGCUCAAUGCGGUAGAUGGGUCCCCAAGUAACCCUGAAACUGAACAUCUGGACCCACAAAUGGGAGAUGCCGUUAACGCAUUAAAGCAAAAAUUUAAAGAUGAGGAGGAACGCAUUAAGCUUCCAAAUAGCUCUCAGUCAUCCAUUUCACCAGUGGGUUGUGUAAAUGGAAAAGUUGGAGAUUUAAACAGUGUUACCAAAUAUACCCCUGAUUGUUUGGGAGAAGAAUUACAAGGAAAACAUGAUGUGUUUACGUUUUAUGAUUAUUCUUACCUCCAAGGCUCAAAACUCAAAUUACCAAUGAUAAUGAAACAGUCACAAAGUGAAAAAGCACAUGUGGAGGAUCCCCUGUUUCAUGGUUUUUAUUUUGAUAAAAAGUCCUGCAAAUCUAAACAUCAGGCUACAGAGUUACAACCAGAUGCACCUCCCCAUGAAAGGCUUUUGGCAAGUGCAUCCCAUGAAAUGGAUCGAAAUUCAUAUAAAAAUAGUGAUGUAGAGAAGACAUUCACUGGCAUGCAGAAUGGCAGACAGCUCUCCCUGUUAUCCCACAGUUCAUCUAUCGAGUCCCUUUCUCCAGGGGGUGAUUUAUUUGGAUUGGGCAUCCUUAAAAAUGGUGGUGACAGCCUCCAGCGAAGCACUUCCUUAGAAAGUUGGUUGACAUCCUAUAAAAGCAAUGAGGAUCUUUUUAGCUGUCACAGCUCUGGGGACAUAAGUGUGAGCAGUGGCUCAGUUGGUGAACUGAGUAAAAGGACACUAGAUCUCCUGAAUCGUUUGGAGAAUAUCCAGAGCCCUUCGGAGCAAAAGAUAAAGCGGAGUGUUUCUGAUAUGACUCUCCAAAGCAGUUCCCAAAAGAUGUCCUUUACUGGCCAGCUAUCAUUGGACAUAGCAUCUUCUAUCAAUGAAGACUCGCCAGCGUCUCUUACAGAACUUAGCAGCAGUGAUGAGCUCUCUCUUUGCUCAGAGGAUAUUGUAUUACACAAGAACAAGAUCCCAGAAUCAAAUGCAUCAUUCAGGAAGCGCCUGACUCGGUCGGUGGCUGAUGAAAGCGACGUCAAUGUCAGCAUGAUUGUUAAUGUCUCUUGCACCUCUGCUUGCACUGAUGAUGAAGAUGACAGUGACCUCCUUUCUAGCUCUACCCUCACCUUGACAGAAGAAGAGCUAUGCAUCAAAGAUGAGGAUGACGACUCCAGUAUUGCAACAGAUGAUGAAAUUUAUGAAGAAUGCAGCUUGAUGUCAGGGCUGGACUAUAUAAAGAAUGAACUGCAGACAUGGAUCAGACCAAAGUUUUCCUUGACAAAAGAUAAGAGAAGGUGCAAUCUCAGUGAUGAAAUAAAGGGCAGUAAGGAUGUAAGUAGUAGUGAGAUGACCAAUCCCUCUGAUACCCUGAACAUUGAAGCUCUACUAAACAGCUCCAUAAAAUGUCUUUCUGAAAGUAAUGGAAAUGGUAAGAGUUUAUCCCACACCCAUGAGUUAGGGAUGAAGGGUGAGAAUAAGAAAAAUAUUUUCAAAGUUAAUAAAGACCCAUAUGUGGCUGACAUGGAAAAUGGCAAUAUUGAAAGCACUCCAGAAAGGCAGAAAGACAAACAGAAUGGGAUUUUGAAGGAACCAGAAAAUCUUGGUACAACAGGGAAGAAGAAUUCAGACAGUGAGCAUUGUAAGCGUAAAGUAUUUACGGAUAGCUCAGAUGAUGCAAAUAUUGCUGGAAAUGAAUUUGUUCCCCAGACUGUUAGACAUCGUCCAAAGAAAUGUCAAAGCCACCACCAUUUUGAAAAUUCAACAACUGCUUCUACUGCCACUGAGAAGUCUUGCCCAGAGCUGCCUUCAGAAACCAGAGUUAUCAACAGACAGGAUUCUGAUAUACUGAAAUCUUCAUCUAAUGAUGCACCAAGUGUGGUUGGAAAAUCCGCUCGUUGCUGCCUAGCACUUGAACAAAAUGAAAUAGAGGAGAAUGUUUCUGUCAGUGACAACAUUUCCUGUUGUGACUGUGAGCCAGAUGUUUUCAUUCAAAAAGAUGCUGAGGAUUGUUCCGUACACGACUUUGUUAAGGAAAUCAUCGACAUGGCUUCAACGGCCCUAAAAAGUAAGUCUCAACCUGAAAAUGAGGCAGCUGCUCCUGCCUCGUUAAGUCAGAUCAAGGAGAAGGUGUUGGAACAUUCUCACCGGCCCAUCCAGCUGAGAAAAGGGGACUUUUAUUCCUACUUAUCUCUCUCCUCUCAUGACAGUGAUUGUGGCGAGGUCACCAGUUACGUGGAAGAAAAGAGCAACACUCCAUUGCCACUGGACAUUACCGACUCUGGCUUAGAAGACAAGGAGGACCCUGAAUGCUUCUUUGAGGCCUGUGUUGAGGACGACCCGGAGGGAGACGAGCCCUGUCUCUCUGGCCCUCCUCCAAAUGAACCUGCUGUUUCUGGCGAGGCUGCUGUGCCCCAACAAGCAGCAGCAGGCUCCCCUAAGUCCAGCGAUACUUCUCUCUUAGCUGAGGAGGCACACAUGGUGGCUCUUGCGAGUCCUCCCCAUCAGGAAGAAUCUGACGUCAGCAAGGAAGCGGAUGGUUUACCCCAAGCUGCAGUCUGUGGGGAAAGGUCAGAGCUAACUACUUCAAGGCUGGGCAGUGAAAACACAGGUGAAUCAGGAAUGCCAGAGGAACGUAACACUGCUUCAGCCAAAUCUGGAGUUCCAGAACUCUCCUGGAAGGCAAAGCAGCCAAAAGACAAGGCUGCAUUGCUUCCCAACCCCAAAACUUUAACCUGUGAAGAAAAUCUUCUAAAUCUUCAUGAAGAACAACAUAAAAAUAUGCAUAGGUAGAAUGCAACCCUCUCCACGCAUGAAAAUCAUCUCAUUGAAAGAUAAGCCUGGCUGUAACUCAGGGCUGGCUUCCUAAUCCCACCCUGGGCUAGUCUGUGGUUUCAUCACAUCACUGCCAUUUGUUGCAUUGACCUCUCCCAAGAUGAAUCUUCCCUCCGAAUGCGAUUUGUCCACAUGAGCCUUGUGAUCUGGAUUGUGCACUGGUUUUCUUUAGGUGAUUGUCUUUGAAGUUUGGCAAAGCUGCUCGUUUUCCCACGGAUUCCUGUCCCAAGCUACCUCUACCAACCCCGCCUCUCCAGCGAGACUUUUCCGUUUGCCUCCUCCCUCCCCAUCUACUCUUUAAAGUUCUGCAGUCCACCAAAUCGAUGGUCCAUUACAUUCACCUGUCUGGAAUGACCCCCUGCCGGUACUUGACCAAGUUCAUGUUUCAAUCUGGAUUUUUUUUUUUUUAUGGUAUGAUGACUAUGUUUAUUGAAAGAGGUUUACCUAAAAGGCCAACAUUUGUUCUGAUUGCAGCAUACAGAAGAAACACUGGUCCUUCUUUCAAAAUUAAGCAACUUUUAAAAGCGCCAUUUUAUUUAUUUUAUUUUAAAAAUAAUUAUCUAUGCAGCACUUCAAGAAACAACUAUAUGGUGUUGUAUAUUAUAAACUGGUGACAUUCUACUGUUAAAUUAUGUACAACAUUUUUGUUUUUUAUGCUUCUUGAGGUGGUAAUGAGAAAAAAGUUUUUUAAAAAUGUGUGCCUUGCUGUAUUUCUUAUACCAUUUAUUAAAAAGCUGCUUUCACGGUAAAAUUAUGUUGGUUUGAAAGGAGGAAAUAGCAAGGUUAAGAUGUGUGAAUAAUUUCUGUAUAUAUGUAUAACCAAGUACAAACAUUGAUGUAUAAUGACAGUAUAAAAUGCUUUCAUGUUUAUGAUGUCUAGUGAUGUGGAAAAUAUAAGCCUUAAACCAUUAGAUUGCAUGGUAAUUAAAAUUGGCAUAAUAAACAUAGUUUAUUGGGGGAAAAGGAAAAUCAGUGAUCUCUUCUACCUGUGUUCUUUACCAAAUUAUUACAUCUGAUUCUGGAAAAACUGUAACACGUAGUAGCUUCCAAAAUAUCGAUAUUGCAUAAGAAGCUUAAAAUUACUUAAACUACACGUGCUUUUCAAAAUCUUUCUGAUCACUAUAAAGAUCUUGGAACACAAAUGAUUAAAUGCCAAUUCCCCUAAGCCAAUAAGAACCUAUCCUAGAUUUUUUAUUUCUACUUCUCAUUAAUGGUUUAAUAUUGGACUUUAGGCUACCUAGUCAGUCUCAUAUUUAUUUUAUGUAAUUCUUUUGAAUGGGUUUGCUAGAAAGAUGAUAGUAAAGUCUAGAAAAUUUGACUAUUUUGACUUAGACUAUAGAUUUCAGGUGUAUUUAUUUUGUGUUAAAAGAAAUUAGCUGAGAAAUAUUCCAUCUGGUCUUUAUUGCUCUUCUUAAAUGCAGUUUUUAAUUUAUAUCCUAACACCUACUAAAGUGCCUGAUACACAGUAGGUAUUCAAUAAAAAUUUACUGAAUUUAAGUAUUGAAUUAGGCAGUAUGGGUGCCAUGUACCUUUUCAUUUUGAGAGACAUACACUAAAACAUAAACAACUAGGAAAAUAGGUAAUGCAAUCAUUCAUUCACCUAAUAGUUAACUAACACAUUUUAUCUGCAAGGACUAUUCUAGACGUGGGAGAUGCAUAGACGGACAAAGGCCCUGCCCUCAGGAGGCUUACCGACAACACGGAUGUGGUGAACACACAAAUGAGAUACAGUGUCCUGCAGGCAAAGAAGAGAGCAAAGUGGUAAAAGAGGCACAAAGACAGAAGUAGCAAAGAGGGAUAAGGCAGAACAGAAGGGCUCGAAGGGAACAGAAAGUUAGACAAUAGAAAAUGAGUGAAGUUUUAUUGCAGGGAUAGUGGGCAAAGGUAAACUGGGAGACUGAAUGAGGAGUCUUUUUUAAAAAGUUAAGUUGGAGCUUUUGUAUGUAAUACGGCAGGUAGUAAGGAAAGUCUUUUGCACCUGAUUUUAUUUAUCAUUAGAACAUUAGUACAACACCAAGAACGUUUAAAAAAUACUAGCCUAUAAUUUUACCAUUCUAAUAACUAUUUGUAUUGUUAUGUGUCUUCUAAUCUUUUCCGUACAUAUUUCUAAACUGAUUAAUCAUUCUAGGCUUUUGAAUAGGUAGUAAUAGUUCAAAAGAAGUUCUAGGCAGACAUCUAGGAGUGAUGGUCAAGAUGGUUACGGGGGAAGAGAUUAGAGAUAAAUGGCUCAUUAGGAGGCAGCUGUAGAAAAUUAGCUGGGCUUGAAAUGAGAGAGGACACAGGGAUAGUGGCCCGAGAUGUAGAGAAAGAACGAAUCUUAGAGUCUUUGAAACACCUAAGAGCAUUUGGGAUCUCUGUUAAGGUAUGGUAGUAUUUUACAUAUUGAGACAACCUCAGUUUUCCUUGGGUAAUGCCAAGGUCUACAUCUACUGGAACAAACUGACCAUGACGUUCCAUUUACCUGUUAUAUGCUCACUGAAGACCUUGAGGUAUUACAAAUAUUUGUUUAUUAAUGACCUACUUAAUAUUAACACUGAAUUUGUAAAAUGACUUAUAUUGAACAGUACUUUUUCUGGUUGGAAGGGAUGGGAUAGCUUUAAUCUCUUGCUGUGUGUGGGCACCACCUCCCCAGUCAUCUUUGAAAAUGGUCACACCAACUCUGCCUACACCUUCCACUGAGUGAUUCAUUAUUUGUUAAGGCAAGCUGUCCCAUGGUUGGGUGUGUGUCUUUGUCAGAAGGUUCUUUCUUUGGUUGCUAAAAACUACAUAAUGCUCCCUUCCCACUGCUUUUAAUUUUGCUCCCAGUUCUGGUUCUGUCCUGAUGAGCUGCUCAGAGUAUUUUUACCCCUUCUUUCUCAUGGCACCCUUGAAGAUAACUGAGGCCAGUUACUCGUCUUCUCCCAGCUGCUGUGAUUUCUGUUCUUCAUUCCCUCAACUGCCCUUCACUUGUCAUGAUUUUCAGAUCCAUUUCAACCUGAGUGAAUGUUAGCAGACAGAAUCCUUGAAAUUGAGGAACUGUCUUUAUCAUCAUACGUGUAGAAAAAUAUCUGAAUAUUUAAAUGGUUUUCUCUAAAAAUAUAUUCAAGAUAUAUGUUUAUUCUAUUAUUGUAAAUUUCAAUAAAUAAAUAAAUAAAUAAUCCAUCAUGUCCUUUAGUGGCCCAGUCUAGUGCCGGAGUCAUCUUGAAUCUUUUCCUUAUAUCACAUCCAAACCUAACCUGUUUCUAUAUAAAGCAGGGUCCCCCCCCAUUUAUUUAUGCAUUUAUUCAGUCAUUCAACAAAUAUUCAUUGAGUGGCUACUUGUGUGAGGCACUGUGUUUGGCAUGAGAGAUACAAAGGCAACUAGAACAUAGUUUCUGCCUACAAAGGGUUUACAGUUUUUCUUGUGAAAGUGCCUUUCAUGUCCUUGAAUAGAGUGAUCUCUCCAAAUUAAGUGAUGACCCAUUUGUUUUCCAUCUAGUUUCUCUACAUUUUCAAAAACCUAAUGAGCAAAAAUAGUAUGCAGAAUUAUCUGGGUCUGACUACUAGAAGUGAAAUGUUUUUUGUAUCUGAAAAUUUUAAUUACAGAAAAAAAUUUCAGAUUUCUGGUCACUGAAUAAAUAUGCAUCUUACACAACAACAAAACAAUCUAAAUUCAGGGCUUUUGAGAAUCUGAGUUUGAUGAUUUUGUUGUGUUCGGCUCAUCCAAUUUAGGUUUUACCCAUGCUAAAAUUCCUGGGAACAAAUUAGAUGUAACUAUCAAAACACACUGAAAUAAUCCAGCUAUUUCUUAGGAGUCAAAUUAUUUUAAUCUCCAAAUGAGUUUAGUAUUAUUUUAGAAUUUUGAUGAAUACCUGAUUUUUCAAGCGUUGUAUAAUUCUUAUAUUUCAAAUUUUUUUACUUGAACCAACUAAAUUUACAACUUCUUUCUAUACAUUUUUCAAUUUUUAUUUUGAAUAAUUUCAGACCUAUAUAAAAGCUGAAUGAAUAGUACAAUAUUUGCAUACUCAUCACUCAGAUUUGUAUAUUGUUAAUAUUUUACCCCAUUAGUUUCAUCUCGCUCUCUAUACACACACACACACACACACACUUUUGUGUUGAACCAUUUGAAAUUAAAUUUCAGAUCCUAACACUUCAUCUAAAUGCUUCAGCCUACAUCACCUAAGAACAAAAGUAUUAUUCUACAAGUCUACAGUACACCCAAAGAAUGUAACAUUGAUACAAUAUCUGAUAAUCUAUAUCAAAUCUAUAUUCAGAUUUCUCCAAAUGCCCUAAUAAUGUCCAUUUGCAGUUGUGUUUGUUUUAAUUCCAGAUCCAAACAAAAAUCAUGCAUUGCUUUUAGUUUUUGUGUCUUUUUAAUUUUGAACAGUUUCCCUAUGCUCUUAUUCUUUCUUUCUUUGGUCUUUCAUAACUGACGUUUCUGGAAAGUCCAGGCCAGUUUUAUAGAAUGACCCACAAUCUGGAUGUGUCUAGUUGUUGUUUUCAUUAUUCAACUCAGGGUAAACAUUUUUGUCAAGUGUAGUGCACAGGUGUUGUGUUCAAUAGCUACUCUUUAAUGAAGAAUGAAUGAAUCACUGACCUUCUCGAUGUGUCUUGAAAUUCACAAGUUAUUCUUACAGUGCAUGCUUUAGUAGUUGAAGGCAGGUGUCAACAAACUACAGUUUGGACUAAAUCUGGCACACUGCCUUUUCUUGUUUGGCCUAUGAGCUAAGAAUGGUUUUUGCAUUUUUAAAUGAUGGAAAAAAAAAAA